Molecule: messenger RNA, 1127 nt
Organism: Fundulus heteroclitus (mummichog)
Lineage: Eukaryota; Metazoa; Chordata; Actinopteri; Cyprinodontiformes; Fundulidae
Gene: hmx1
Product: H6 family homeobox 1
Exons: 3
Coding region: 272-1102 (276 amino acids)
Biological process (GO): negative regulation of DNA-templated transcription; regulation of transcription by RNA polymerase II
Cellular component (GO): nucleus
Molecular function (GO): RNA polymerase II transcription regulatory region sequence-specific DNA binding; DNA-binding transcription factor activity, RNA polymerase II-specific
Source: RefSeq, a predicted model, not a curated record
CAUGCACGAGACAGUCACUCUACUCUCCUUGGAAAGCCCCAUUCGCCGCCACGCUCGUCCAAUCGCUGGAUGAGUCCUCGGCUCACUAGGCUCGGGACGUGGCGCGUCUCCGUGUGAUGCUGCUUCCAUCUCUGUCUGCCUCUCAUCCGUACCGAGGAGGAGAUCCCCUCCUCGGCCGCGACUGCGAUGAGCGCUUUGACUUCAGAUAAGGCUCGGUCGAAAGAGGAUCCGCUGGCGAGUUGCGUCACAGCUCCGUGACAUCAGAGAAAGCAUGCAAGACAGGCCGACGGACGACGGGGCUCCCGCUCCACCGAGAGGCUCGUCGUUUUUUAUUGAGAAUCUGCUGAGCAAGGAGCGGGGGAGACGGGGAGCCGCACGUCACGCCAAUGGCGCCUCGGCGUCGGACUGCGCUAGCUCCGCAUCCCGCCGCUCGUACGGAGAUUUGCCGUUGCUGUGGAGCCGUAGUGGCACUGUGAUGAACGUUGGAGCUUUGGAAAAACCACGCAGCCCGGCGUCAGAUGGCCCUUACUGCGCAUCAUCGGCCAGCGACAGAGCUUCCCCUGCCGUUUCCGAACCGAUAACCGAGAGCAGUGACGAAACCGACCGAAAGACGGCCAGCGGCAGCCUCACGGACGACAACGAGGACGCGUCAAGUGAGCUGGACCCACGGCGAGAGCCCGACGCAGCGUCCGGCCAGUGCUCGGCUCGGAAAAAGAAGACCCGGACCGUGUUCAGCCGCAGCCAGGUGUUCCAGCUGGAGGCCACGUUUGACUUGAAGCGGUACCUGAGCAGCUCGGAGAGAACGGGUCUGGCCGAGUCGCUGCACCUGACGGAGACUCAGGUGAAAAUCUGGUUCCAGAACAGGAGGAACAAGUGGAAGAGGCAGCUGGCGGCAGACCUGGAGGCUGCGCACACCCCGAGCUCAACCCAGCGGAUCGUCAGGGUGCCGAUUCUGUACCAUGAGGGGCAAACUCCCGCUGGUUUUCUUGGGUUCAGCUUAAACGGACUUACAGUUUCUCCCUCCUGGUCCGUCAACCAUCCCCUGUCGCCGUUUGCUCAAUCUGUGAACAUGCUGAGCUCGCAGAUGACGGGUUCGGUGUAGAGACUCAACCAAAUGGAGAAAAAAA